AUGUACCUGGGACUGCAGCGCAGGCCCCCAAACCUCCCCGAGGUGCCGGUAAUGUACACGGCUUCCGACGUCCUGGCCGCCCUCACCCACCAGUCCUGGUCCGAUAAGCGCUACGAGUUCGCCAUCGUCAACUCGUACGUCGAGCACAAGCAGGUUCGGGGCAGGACAAAAGCCGAGAUCAUUGUGAAGCUAGAAGUCCUUGAACGUCAGGUACCGCCACGUUUUGCCGAGGCCUUCUUUGAUGUGCGUGCUCACCAUGGUCUGCCAGAAUCGCGUGUGAUCCGCCUUGUGCGUGUAAGCAAGACCACGUCCACGGACCGCGCCUCCUCCGUCCGCCACCCCUCAUCAUCCUCAUCCUCGACGCGUCUCAACCGCGCGAGUACCAUGACCGCGGCGUCGAGCCGGCCGCCGAGGCCCGCUGUGGAACUGCCACCCCCUGUGGAACCUCGACAGACAGUGCCCCCCACUGACGGUGAAGGCGACGACCUCCCACCCCCGCCAUACACUGCCGAGGACCCGGACCCUGACUUAACACAAGCCCUUCAGGAACAGAUAAGCGCGGUUGAAGCCGCCGAGGAAGCCAACGCGGCAACUCGAGAGUCGAGCGCCUUGGAACGGGUCGAAUCAAACACAAGUCGCAAUCCGCGUCGCUCAAACGACUUCUCAGCCAUGCCCGCUCCAGCAGAGAACACAGACGAGUUGUCAGCGGACGAGAGACGCGCUCGCGAGGACAGCAUACGCGAGGAGGAGAUGCGCAUCGCGCGCGUUGAAGAGAAGGAGCGCCUCGAGUAUGAGGCGGCAAUCCAGGCAUCUCUCGCAAGUGCAGAGGAGGACUCGGCCCGCCGCGAUCUGUACGAAGAGAUUGACUUACAGGGUGCCGGGCCUGGACCAUCAAGCUCUGGGCAGAGGACUAACGCGCCGAUAUCCUCCUUGAGUCACGCUACUCUCUCCCAUGCACCGUCCGCGGAGAUGUCCGGUUCGAUCAAUCCCGACAUCCACAAGGCCCAGCCUCCGCUGCCGCAGGACAAUGCGCUCGAGGAGAUGUUUGGUGGGUUCGAGCUCAACUCUCCCACACUGCAGCCAAUACCGGCGUCGCCUUCUGAGAAGAACAAGCAGCGCAGGAGCGGGAAUCAGUCGACAAUGUUCCAGAGCAAUAACCCGUUCCUCACGCCUGAGGAACGCGAGCAACAGCAGCAGGAGCAGAUGGACGCGGCGGCCGCGCGCUCUUUGUCACCCCAACGAUUAUCUGUCCCUCAGACCCAGCAUGAUUUCUCCACGCCGCCAGCUGUGCCUCCACGGCCCUCAUCGUGCUCCAGCCCUCGUGUCCCGCCGACUGUCAUUCCAAGACGCACGCCGUCCAUCCAAACGCCGGGUUGCGCGCUACCUCCGCAGUCAGGUGGGAAGGCUUACGGCACUCAGUACAAUACAUAUGGAGUCGGCAGACCGCAGUAUGCGACUCCACCCGGUCCCCCGCCGAAUUGGCAGCACUACCAACCGCCACCAGGGCCACCACCGUGGUUGCAGAGUGAACCCAGUCGAUCCCAUGUCGCCGUCACUGGUCCGUCGCGCAACGGCAUGGCCGACCCCCAAUCCUUUACGACCGUAGUGAAGCGCCCAUCUAGACCGCUGCCUCACCCCGUCGGCCCACCGAGGGUCGUCCCUGGACCGGCCGCGGUCAACCACAUUAGGCAGGUAAGUGGUGCCAGAUGGCGGGAACCGGACAACUCGGACCCUUCAUCCGAAUUGUGCAACACACCCGACCGAUCGCCAGACGUCGGUCCAACCGUUCCACCUGCAGCAAAGCGCUACCCGUCCCCCGCGUUCCUCGAUGCGACAGGAGAGAACGCGCUCGAGAUGCUCGCCGAUUAUGACACUGUUUUCCUCAUCGACGACAGCACAUCUAUGGCUGGGCAGAGGUGGGAGCAAAUGCAGAAGGCGGUAAUGGGCGUGGUUCAACAGGCGGUGCGAUACGACCGCAAUGGCGUGGACUGCUAUUUCCUCAACUCUAAGCGGAUCGGCAAGGGUCUCCGCGUGGCCCAGGACGUCGAGGACCUCUUUGCGGGCCUGCAGCCCCGCGGAGCGACCCCAACUGGUCUUCGGAUGGAGGCCAUUCUCCGCGACUACAUGUCCCGUCUCGAGGGCAGUGUGGCAGCGGGUGACGAGGAUGUGCCCUCGAUGAACCUGAUUGUCGUGACAGACGGAGCGUUUGCACACCCGCUUGCUGCGCGCCUCCGCUUUCUCGCCGCCGAUCCCUCUCUUGAUCGUGCUUCGCUUAUGGAUGCAGCACCAACGGACGACCUGGAGAGUGUGAUCGUCAGCGUCGCAAGGCGUCUCGAUCGCGGCGAUUUCCCGUUGUCCCAAGUCGGCGUGCAGCUGCUCCAGAUUGGCUGCGAUUCCGAGGCACGCGAAGCCCUUCAGGAGCUCGACGAUGGGCUGGCCGCGGCACAUGGUGUGCGCGACAUGGUCGACACUGUGCCGUACAACGGCGAGGAGCUAACAUCGGAUCUGAUUGUCAAGGUACUUCUUGGCGGAAUCAACCGUCGCCUCGACCGGCGGGGAUGA
Cutaneotrichosporon cavernicola is the source of this 2562-nucleotide messenger RNA. RefSeq lists its product as uncharacterized. The coding region runs from base 1 to 2562 and encodes 853 amino acids. The transcript is spliced from 6 exons. Lineage: Eukaryota; Fungi; Basidiomycota; Tremellomycetes; Trichosporonales; Trichosporonaceae. The record is from RefSeq and is a predicted model, not a curated record.